Messenger RNA from Antechinus flavipes (yellow-footed antechinus), 10732 nucleotides. RefSeq names its product LIF receptor subunit alpha (gene LIFR). The transcript has 20 exons. Gene Ontology annotation, biological process: cytokine-mediated signaling pathway; positive regulation of cell population proliferation. The coding region runs from base 111 to 3416 and encodes 1101 amino acids. Gene Ontology annotation, molecular function: oncostatin-M receptor activity; leukemia inhibitory factor receptor activity; ciliary neurotrophic factor receptor binding. Gene Ontology annotation, cellular component: external side of plasma membrane; signaling receptor complex. The record is from RefSeq and is a predicted model, not a curated record. NCBI's taxonomy places the organism in Eukaryota, Metazoa, Chordata, Mammalia, Dasyuromorphia, Dasyuridae.
GAGCCAGAGCUCGGUAGGCUGCAGAGUGGCCGCGCCGCCCACGGAAGGAUGCAGAAGUAGCGGCGCCGGCUCCGCCGCCCGCCUGCGGGUUUGACUGAUGUGUGUUGAAAAUGGAAGCUUAUUUUUAUUUAAGACUGUUAUCAAAAACAGGGGGAAAUAAAAGAAUGAGGAGUAGUGCAACGUUCCAAUGGUUGUCAUCGAUUAUUUUUUUAUAUUUAGUGAACCAAGCACAUGGACAGAGUAGAGAAGUUCCUCAUGAUUUAAAUUGUAUAACCCAUAAUUUAAAGAUAUGGGACUGUUCCUGGGAAGCCUUGCCUACAAUAAACCAUGGUACUACUUAUGAAAUUUGUGUUAUAAACAGUUCUCAUCCCUGUAUUCGGACAGAAAAAACACAUUUUAAGAUUCCAGCUCUUUCCUUUGCUGAUCAUGAGAUAAAAAUAAAUUCGAUUGAUGUUUCUGGGAAUUCUGUUACUAAAUUUAUCCUAAAUGAAAGAAAUGUUUCUUUAGUUCCAGCUACAUUACAGGAUUUUAAUUUGACAGCUGAUUUUUCAACGUCUACAUUGUACCUGAAGUGGAAUGACAAUGGCUCUGUUUUUCCCCAUCACUCAAGUGUCAUCUGGGAAAUUAUUGUUCAAUAUAAAGAAAAUAUGGAAGUUGCCACAGUAGCAACACUUAAUACAACUCUGAUUGGUAAGGAUUCAGUUCAUCAUUGGAAUUGGACCUCAGAUAUCCCUUUGGAAUGUACUCCACAUUAUGUGAAAAUUAGAUAUUACAUUGAUGAACUUCAUUUUUUUGGUCAAAAAAAGUGGAGUGAAUGGAGUUCACUUAGAAAUAUUUCAGGACCUCCUGUAAAAGAAAAUUAUGAGAUUUUUCCUCAAGACAAAGUGGUACCAGUGGGUUCAAAUGUGACAUUUUGUUGUAUAGUUGAGGAACCUGUCUUAAAUGCGCAAUUUGGAAAAGAAAGCUGUUCUCUUAUCCGCCUUGAUCAUAAAAGCAUUGCAAUCAAGAUCAACAAUAUUACUGUUUCUCCAAGUAGUGGAACAAAUGUGGUUUUUACAACAAAGUCAAAUAUGUAUGGAACAGUUGUAUUUGCAGGAUAUCCACCUGAUAUCCCUAGAAAGCUGAACUGUGAAACACGAGAUUUGAAAGAAAUUAUAUGUAGUUGGAAUGCAGGAAGACCAACUGGAUUUUUUGGGCCUCGUGAGACAAAUUAUAUCCUCUAUGAAAGAUUUUCAGGAAGAAAUGUUACGUACAGUAGAAAUGAAGAACACAUGAAUGAAAACCAUCAAUUAAUCUUCCAAAUGAUAACUGGUCAGGAAAUAUAUAAUUUCACCCUGGAAGCUAGCAAUCCUUUGGGUAGAUCUGAAGCAGUAAUUUUAGUUAAUAUAACUCAAAGAGUUUGUCCUCAUACUCCUUCAAAACUCAUUGCAAAGGAUAUUAAUUCAACUGCUAUUUUUCUCUAUUGGCACUUAUCUGGCAACUUUGCAAAUAUUAAUCUUUUAUGUGAAAUUGAAAUUAAUGCAACUUAUUCAGGGCAAGAAUUGCGGAACAUCACUGUUAGAGGAUUAGAAACCUCUAGUUAUCAUGUUUACAUCAAUAAAUUGAUGCCAUAUACUAUGUAUAUUUUCCGAGUUCGUUGUUCUUCUGAGAACUUUUGGAAGUGGAGCAAAUGGAGUAAUGAAAAGCAUUACUUAACCACGGAAGGAAUUCCUUCAAAAGGACCAGAUAUCUGGAGAGAGUGGAGUGCUGAUGGGAAAAGUGUAAUAAUAUACUGGAAACCCUUAUCUCUUAAUGAAGCCAAUGGAAAAAUACUUUCUUAUAAUGUAUCAUAUUGGUCAGAAGAAAAAACACAAUACCUUUCUGAGAUUCCUGUUCCACAGCAUAAAGCAGAAAUAAAACUUGAUAAAAAUGAUUAUAGUGAUUACAUCAUUAGUGUUGUGGCCAAAAAUUCAGUUGGAUCAUCUCCACCUUCUAAGAUAAGUAGUAUGGAAAUCCCAAAUGAAGACAUCAAAGUAGAACAAAUUGUUGGAAUAGGAAAUGGCAUAUUAUUUCACUGGAAUUAUGAUCCCAACAUGACUUGUGAUUAUGUUAUAAAAUGGUGUAACUCAACUCGAUCUGAACCCUGCCUCAUUGACUGGAAAAAAUUCCCGGCAAAUAGUACUGGAGCACUUGUAGAAUAUGAUAAUUUUCGAUCUGGAACACGCUAUAACUUUUUCCUCUAUGGCUGCAAAAAUCAGAAAUAUCAAUUAUUACGUUCAAUUCUUGGAUAUACAGAAGAAUUGGCUCCAAGUGUUGCACCAAAUUUUACUGUGGAAGACACUUCUGCAGAUUCAAUAUUGGUAAAAUGGGAAGACAUUCCUGUUGAAGAUCUUAGAGGAUUUUUAAGAGGAUAUUUAUUUUACUUUGAAAAAGGGGAGAAAGGCACUUCUAAAAUCCAGGGUUUGGAAUCAGGACGUUCUGAUGUAAAAGUUAAGAAUAUUACUGACAUAACACAAAAAACAUUGAGAAUUGUCGAUCUUCAAGGAAAAACAGGCUAUCAUCUGCACCUGCAAGCUUACACAGAUGGUGGAAUAGGUCCAGGAAAGUCCAUGUAUGUGGUUACAAAGGAAAAUUCUGAGGGAUUAAUUAUUGCCAUUCUCAUCCCUGUGGCAGUGGCUAUCUUUGUUGGAGUAGUAACCAGUAUUCUUUGUUAUCGUAAAAGAGAAUGGAUUAAAGAAACUUUCUAUCCUGAUAUUCCAAAUCCAGAAAAUAGUAAGGCAUUGCAGUUUCAUAAAAGCAUCUGUGAGGGAAGCAGCACUCUGAAAACGCUGGAAAUGAAUCCUUGCACCCCUAAUAAUGUGGAAGUGGUGGAAACAAGAUCAGUGGCUCCUAAAAUAGAGGAGGAUACUGAAAUCAAGUCUCCAGUGGCUGAUGGUCGUCCUGAAGAAGGAUCCGAUGCUGAGCCUGAAAACCAUGUGGUUGUCUCCUACUGUCCACCAAUCAUUGAGGAGGAGAUAGCAAAUGCUGGAGGGGAGGAGGCAGGAAGCUCUUCCCAAGUCAUUUAUAUUGAUAUUCAAUCAAUGUAUCAACCUCAGGCAAAACCAGAGGAAGAACUAGAAAACCACUCAGUAGGUGGAGCAGGCUAUAAGCCGCAAAUGCAUCUGCCUGUUACUUCUACUGUAGAGAACAUAAUCACAGCAGAUGACUUAGAGAAAACUGCAGGUUACAGACCUCAGACAAAUGUAAAUGCUUGGAAUUUAGACUCUCCAGACUCUCCUCGGUCCAUAGACAGCAACAGUGAAAUUGCAUCCUUUGGAAGUCCAUGUUCAAUUAAUUCUCGACAGUUUUUGAUUCCCCCAAAGGAUGAAGAAUCUCCUAAAUCUUCUAAUGGAGGGUGGUCUUUUACAAAUUUUUUUCAAAACAAACCAAAUGAUUAGCAAUAGUAUCAUGUUGUGUCAGUCUACCAUCUCAAUAAGCUCUGGCUCCUGGGGUUGUAAUAGCAGCAGCACUGGUUAUUCUAGGAGGCCUCCAGUGGAGUAUAUUUUUAGUGAGAUGAACUUUACCACAUGUUAAGUUACACUGAAAGUGUUAAUGUUGUUUUACUGUAGCCUAAAAGCCAAAGUAUAGCAACUCAAUAAUUCAAUUCAUGUGAUCCAAGAUAUGGGUUUGGAUCUAUUUGUGAUUCCAGCCAAAUAAGCCUCAAUUAACUCGUGGCAUUUUCAGAUUAAUUAUUACUUAAUAUUUCAGAAAAUAUCCAAACUAUUUUACAUUCAUUAACUAAUCAAUUCUUAUUACGUUAUUGAAUCCCAAUCAGAACGUUUGAAACUGCAGAUGGGGGGGGAAGCAUGCAGAUGUUCAAAUCAGCAAAGAAUUAGUUGAUUGAAAUUUGUUCAAAUCUAGAUAAAAGCCAAGCACAGAUCAAGUAUCAUAAGACCUUUUUUUCUCUGUAAUUAACAUAGCUUUUAAAAUGUAGCAGCAGCUAUUUUAGCUUUUUCUUUGAUAAGUAGGUCUCUGUGCCUACUCUAUAAUUGUUAAGAAAUUGUUGACUCAGGGGCACAAACUUGGAAAAUGAGUAUAACACUGACAUAUGCCACAUUUCUGAUUUAGCAGUUUCUUUUCCCCACUAAUUUUUAACUACUACAUGUACAUGCUUUAGUGAUUUACAGGACUAGGAGUGCAUAUCUAAGACAUAAUGAACAAACAAGCCCAACUCUUGACAGUUAUUUUGUGAAAAUGCCAAUUUUCAUGAGUGUGUGAACAAAGUACACACUUAAAUAUAAUGUUUCAGCAUUAACUGCACUAAUUUUCCAUUUAAAACUCUUAUUAGCAAAAUUUAGCCAAAUCAAUCUCUACCACUAGUGAUAACAAUUGGCAUUAGUUCUCCAUGAAGAAAUGAUUCUAUGAAUGAGCCACAGAUUAAUGUCAUUUAAUAUGAGCAUAUGAUCUAUUUCCUAAUUGUAGUCUAAUAGUUAUAUUUCUUAAAUAGACCAUCAAUGCCACCUUCCUGAUGGAAUACUUAUUAUUUUUGAUGAAAAAGUAAAGAAUUGAUUCUUCUUUUUUUGUUCUUAAGAUAAAUCACUUGGUAGCUAUGUUAUUGUAAAUGUCAUGAACAACUACAAAUUCAAACUUAAUUUGAAUUAAUUCUAUUAAGCAUCACAUAACUAAACAAUUGCCUUUAGCACUUAUAAAAAGCACGAGUGCCCUUAUAACAAAGAAUAAUUUUAACCUCCCAAGUUUUUCAGAAACAGCUGCUUCUCUGGGAAAUGACUCUUAGAAAAUUUUGUUUCAUGUCAACUUACAGAUUGCAGUGUUUUUUAAACUGCCUUUAAGAUUUGUAUGUAUUUAGCCUUUUAAUGGCUAAAUUACAAAUACUUAAAAUCCUUUGGUAACUGAUUAAGUCAAAGUAUUUUAUUUUAUUUUGAUUUAUUUGCUAUCAUAGGGAGCAUUCUGUUAGUACAUUUGGACCCCUGACUAAAGCAUUCUAGUAUAUCUUGUAGAAGGUGAUAGGGCAGUUAGGAGCAAAUUUCAUUUAGAGAUCAUAUUUUUAAACCCUCAUUUUAACUGAUAGGUUUCACCUAAUAUUUAGGAUCUAGAAUGAGACUAGGGAAAGAAAUGCAGAGUAAGAUGUACUAAGUAUAAUUGUAGCAUAUUCAGACUUUGACCACAUGCAUUUUUUUAAUCCCCAGGGCUAACCCUAAACAAAAUUGUGAAAUAGAUGAAUAGCACUCUCUCUGUCUCUGUGUCUCUGUCUCUGUCUCUCUGUCUCUGUCUCUGUCUCUCUCUCUCUCUCUUUCUCUCUCUGUUUGUGUGUCUUUCUUUCCCCUAGCAUUUCUCCCUCUCUCUCUCCCUCCCCCCUCUUCCUCACUCUGCUUCCUCUCAUGAAGCUUCUAAACUCUCUACACCUCAUCAUCUAAAUACUGCUCUUCCUGGCAGGUACCCUGCCACAAUCACCUAACUGCCUGUUACUGUGAUUGCACUCUCAUCAUUACAUAGCUUACAAUGCAACUUAUGUACCUAAGCAGUUUAUUUCUUCAGGGACAAGCUAUCAAUGUUUCAAGGUGAUAGUGAACUAACCUGAGCUAAUAGGGAAAUAGUACAUUCCCAAAUCUCUCCUUACCUUUGAAAUAACAGGAAUGCAUUGUUAACAGUGGUCAUCUGGAGACUUUGCUCAGUCUUCCUUCUCCUAAUUAAAGAAGUGAUUCUAACGCUGAAAAUUUUAGGCCAGAUAAGAAGUAAUGUGGCAGCAUGUUAGAAUAAUUUGGAGCAGGUCAAACUUUAAGCAAUUGAUUGUUACAUUGGUAGAUGAUUUCAUACUACCCAUUUAUAAAUUCAAUUCAUGAUAGAAAAAUGUAAUUAUACUAGGUUUAUAUCCCUAUUGAUCAAAUAGUAUCAUAUUUUGAAACAUAUUUAAAGCAUUAGCACAUUUCUGGAAUUUCAGUACAAAUUUUAUAUUUUCAAACAAGUCUCCUUUGCAUACCAGUCAAACAACCUAUUAGUAAUAGUUUGCAUUUAUAUAAUGCUUUCAUGUAGUAGAACUUUGUUUUUUCAUUUGAAACAACCACCUUGGGAGAUGGGUGAUAUCAUUGUCAUGUUUGUUUUUUUACAGUUGAGGAAACUGAAAUAAAGGUUAAAUGACUUGCCUAGCAUCACACAGUUACUAAGUGUCUGAAGCCACAUUUGAGUAUAGCCUCCAUGACUCCAAGCUCUGCAAUCAUUUUGUAGACUAUAAAUUGAUACUUACUUACCAUUCAUAGAAAAAAGUAAUCAGAUUAUCAUGUUUUGUCAUAAUAUAUUUCACAAAGCUAACAAGACAUAGUGAAUAUAAAGACCUGAUGUCAGGGUCAGGAAAACAAGGGCUCGAGUCCAUUCUCUGGCAUAUACUGGCUAUGUGACCUUGGGCAAAUCAUCUAAUCUCUCACUGUCUCCAGCCAGUUCUGUAAAACUAACAAUUGCUGGUGUGCUUUGGUAAAGGGAGUUUCAUAACCUGGAAGCUCCCCAUUCUGAUGAAAUCACAGAUCUAAACAAAGCACGUCUUGUGUUGUGUAAAUUAUUUCACCUAUUAUAAAAUUAAAAUUAUCUUUAAAUGUAUGGAAACAAGGACAAUAAUAGCUUUCCAAUUGAUUAACACUGUGACAAGCUUUUAGUCUUUGCAAAUUAGAAACUAAAACAGGGAAAGAAAAAAGAUGAUUGUUAAUUGAAAAAAUAUACAACUUUAUAUGUAUAUGUACAUGUAUAUAUAAUAUACAUACACAGCAAGAAUUCUCAGUCUAGCUUUUAAUACUCAGGGGUUUUUUUUAUUAGUCAUUUUCUAAAGGGAAAACACAACUGGUACUGUUGGAGACUGAAGUAGAAAUCCAUAUCCUUGCAGCAUUUGUUUCAAAUUAGAUAUUUUGUUACUUUUUUCUUUCUAUAAAUUGGAGUGAUAACUCUGAAUCUGCUGCUUUCAAUUUUGAGCCAUAUUAUGAUUUGUAUAAUUCUUUUGUUUAAAAAAUAAUUUUUAUUUAUGUAGAAAUUCAGCAUUGAGCAUCAAUUUAGGACAGAAGGGUUGCGUUAGUGAUGCUUGUCCUUCAGCUAUAGAAAGAUUAGGCACAUAGAUGCCCAAUAAAUAUAUUUGAUUGAACUUGACCUAGAGAAAAUCUUUCAAACUGGAGUAAUCUCUAGUGAUCCAUCAAAAGUCUAGAGUAACCAUGUAAAGCAGGUUUGUUCCCGUGUCAGUUCCAUCUGUUAUAGAAGUGGUCCUAUAUAACCAAACUGACUUCACACUCCAGAGCUCUUCUAGAUAAUUACCUGUCCCCACCUUCAUUAGCUAUAUAUCUCUGAGGAAUAAGUCUAAACUUUUUCUGGAAGAAGAAGGGAAAGGGUCUUUCAUUUCUCUGAAUUUGGUUUGAGUUUGAGGCACUAAAUGCAAACAUAUAUAUAUACAUAUAUACGUAUGUAUGUAUAUAUAUAGUUGCUUUUUAUUUUGAGCCAUGUUAAAAUAUACCUAAUUUGUUUUAUAUAAAAAGACUUUGCAUUUUUUUACACCCCAUCAUUUUGAAAUAUGAUCAAGUAUAAAUGCCACUAGAAUUGUUGCAUUUAUAGUUAUACUUUGUGCAUAAUCUGAACAUUUCUGUUUUGCCAUAGUGUGCACACAAUUUAAAACAUCUAUACCAUAACUAGAAAACAUUUGGGAAGGGUAUUAACUUGUACAUAUAAGCUUGGGCUAUGAUUUCUUAAUAUAGAAAACUAUUCAAUUCUGUAAAAUAUCUUGUUAAAACAUGUAUUUCGAACUGGUCACAUUGGUUUCAUUGGAGAGCCAAUUUUGAAUUGCCAUCAAACUUUUAUUUUUUAAAUCUUUUUACAUCCAAAUUCCAUUUAUAACAUAUUGAAGAGAAAAAUAUGCUUGCUUUUUACAAACUAUAAUCGGGGGGGCGGGGUUAAAUUAUUUUUAAAGGUGGUUUAUUCAGAUCUUUAGCUCUAUACCUGUACUAUGUUUAUGUAGUAAUCAUGAAAAAUUUAUAUUAGUGCCUUAAUUUGGUUACCCUAUUUUCAGUUAAUACCUUUGUGAUAGUUAUCAAAAAUAACUUGUUUCAUGCUAAUUAAUAAAACCUUUUUAAAAUAUUACCAUUGAGGAAUUCAAACCAAUAUCCACUUUAUAGGCCAUAUGAUAUUUUAUUUCAUACAUAUAUAUGUAUAUAUGUUUCACUUGAUUUGACCAAGAUUAUUUCUGAACUUGUGUGAUAAUGUUGCAUUGUGUUAUGAGAGGGUCUGUUGUGUUUAGAACAGCAUUUUGAUCAUAAGAACAAUAUUGGUGAUUUCUCUCUAUGUUUUGUAAUUGGUGUGAAAUAAUGCUCAUUACCACCUUUCUUUUAUUUUUGUGUCAGUUCCAUUCUUGUUGCUGCUUUCCCUCUAACCCUUCAUAGAAUUUCUGUUCAACAUACCAAAAACUUUUCUGUUAUUCUCUUGCUGUCUCUUGGGUCCCACCGUUUUUGCAUUUGUCUCAUUUUUGAUAAAUGAUUUGCCCCUUCUCUUCUGGUCAAACAUGUCCAUGAUAAUAUCUCAUGCCACUACUUAUGGGCAUGUUAUCAUUGAUUACAUGCUGUAAUCUGUUUAUUAUGCUUACCAUGUGUCUUUCCAUUUCAUCCUUUGGAUCAGUUGUAAUUUUUAUAAUUUCCUCUCUAUAUUUGAAAUAAUACUACUUGGAAUUUAGAUAUUCACAACUUAAAUAAAAUUUACCUAUGCAAGUCAGAUUCUGACUGCCUAAUAUUUUCAUGAGUUUAUUGCUGUGGUCUUAGAAAAACCACCCUCUAAAUUAGUCCUUUUACUGUGAAAGUGCCUAGUUGAAACAAAUGUAGUUUUUAGAAAAAUAAACUAUAAUUGAGUGAAUAUCAACCAAAUAUGAAUUAGUAAUAAUUUUCAUCACUUUCAUUACUGAAAAGAGAUUAUCUUAUCAACAAAUUGAUAUGAAAGAGAUAGUUAACUAAGUUAAUCAUAUUGAUUUCUGUCUUUCAAGGUUCCUUUUAAAAUCAGAACCAAAAUCAUUUAAACUGAAAUAGCAUAUAUCAAUGAAAGUGAUUUGGUUAGAUUGUUGAAUUAAAGUUGUUAGUUUCAUUGUCACCUAAAUCUCUAAUUGAAUUUUAUUACAUAUUGCACAAAUGCUGGAUGUACUUCUAACACCAUUUUUGAUAGGUAUCAAUUAAUUUUUAGGUCACUGUUCUAUUUGCUGAGCAUUCCAUGUUGUAUAAAAAGUCAGAUUAUUUAUUCCAUUGUGGUAAAACAUUGCCAUUGGCUUGUUGAAAAGAUGAAACAGUAUGUUCUGAGGAAUCAUUGCUAAUCUGAUAUUUUUUUAAAAGUAGCUAUAUUCAUGAUUUUGUUGUUGAACAUUGAAAAAGAACACUUGAGUACUAGUUUUUAUAGAAUUUAUUUUUUUAUAUUUUCAUAGAUGCUCCCUUCCGUGUUAGUAGUUUCCCCCACUUUGAUAAUAGAUAUCCUGCAUUUUACGUUCUUACUAUAGCACAAACAUUAGUUCUUUUUUAACUUUAUUCCCACCAACAUAAAUGCCAGAAAUGUGAAUGGCACUAAGAAUAAUGCAGUUGAAGGAAACACAUUAAAAAGUCUAUUCAGUGUACUUUUGUGAAGAGAGAGACUACUUGACAUUUCUGUAUAUCUUGUAGCCUGUGAUUCUGUUUUUAAAAAGAAUUGAUUUUUUAAAAAUAUGUCUAAUUUGCUUCCUUAAUUUUUUUUAAAGGAAUACAAUCAACAGUAUAACCCAAAGCUGGAGUGGAUAUUUCAAAGUAUUCAACUGUUACACUUUAGUAUGCUUAUCUAAUUUAUAGUGUUCUUUCCAUUUCUGGAAAAGGAAUUCCAAAAAAUGCUUUUUAAAUUUCUUUUCCUCUCUCUUUAAGCAAUCACAUAAAUGUGUUCAUAAAUCUAGGAAAUCAUCCCCUUUUCUCACUUCCAAAAUUGCAUUAUACUGAAUUGCUGUUUACUAAAUAUACACAUACUGUGAACAGGUUUAAGUUUUUAUGUCUUUUGUAAGGUUGUAUGUAGAAUGUGUUUCUUUUUUAAAGGGAAUGUUAAUUAUGUUUAAAAACAUUUUCAGUUUGCUACAUAUUUUAAUAAAACAUGUUUACUAAUUUGUUCUGUAAAGAUGUUCUGAGUACAAGUUGAGAGAAAGUUGGGAAAAGCAUAAGCUUCAAAACUUUACCAUUUAUAUUUCAUGUAAUAACUAAUCCCUCAGAUUUGCCUUUAAAUCUGAUCACAUGUGAAAUAUGCAUUAUCUAAAAGUGUAUGUUUAAUAAUAAAAGAAACCUCUUUAAGAAGUCAGAACUUAAAUAUUUAGAUGCACACAAAGUAGGUUAAAGUGAUUCACCCAAUCUAGAAGCCAUGGAAUAAACCAUGAAGAACCUUUUACAUGGGAAUUUGAAAUCUUAUGUUUUCUUCUAUCAGUAACAAACGGAUUUCUCCCUGGAACUGUGUGGUUACCUCAUAUAGCAUAAGGAUAGGAGAAUCUGAGUGAUUAGUAGACAAGCAUAGGGAAAUAAUGUAUACUUUAAAAGUGAGAUUUAGUAUCAUGUUGGAAAAUAUGGUUACAGCAGAGGCAUAGACUAUUAACUCAUGUAUUACUAAGACACCGUAAAUGUAAAACUAGUUUGCUUGGCUGUUAACUCUUGAAGUGUUGCUUAUGUCUGUUUUUAAAAUAUGCAUGUAUUUAACAGUUUUACCAUAGUAUUGCCAUGAAAAUAAAUAAAUAUAUUUUCUUACACUCUAACAA